Molecule: messenger RNA, 1409 nt
Organism: Dermacentor albipictus
Lineage: Eukaryota; Metazoa; Arthropoda; Arachnida; Ixodida; Ixodidae
Product: FMRFamide-activated amiloride-sensitive sodium channel-like
Biological process (GO): sodium ion transmembrane transport
Cellular component (GO): plasma membrane
Molecular function (GO): ligand-gated sodium channel activity
Source: RefSeq, a predicted model, not a curated record
CUGUCUGGUGAAUUUUCUUCGUGGGAAGGAUUUGUUGAAGGUGCGAUGGAAUAAAUUCAACAAGCCCCACGUCCAAGAUAUGCGAGAUGCUAAUAAGUAUGAAUCGAUAUUGAAGAAGGAAUUCGAUCAUCGUGGGAACGUCGAAGGUGGCAACAAAUCUAAGUGCUUUUAUGAAGGCCUGCCUACAAGAAAAAUUAAGGACACCUGCAAAUGCUUCAGGAGAUGCCAGGACUUUACCUACAGGAAGACAGUGACCUACGUUCCAUUUUCUUCUGAGAACGCCAGCACUGCUCCUGGCAUCUUGCAAGGGGGCCUCAGCAAAGUCGUAGUCUAUUUUUCAACGCCGAACAUUGACAAUAUACGCACCGUGCCCAAGUUUGACGGACUGCAGGCGUUCAGCGCCAUGGGAUCUGCAAACGGAAUGUACUUGGGAGCUUCAUUUCUCGUUAUCAUCGAGGUGUUUGAAAUCCUGCUUGCCGGUUGCUCACGUAGUCAAGCGCACGCUUAGUCGGUUGUUGUGCACAGUGUUUCCAGUGGCAGUUCCGCGGUGCUCUUUGGAAAAUGAGCUCUGUGUACAUGAUAGCGUCGGACCAAAAAUUUUCACGUAGUUAGAAAAAAGCCAUCCUCACGAAGAAAUAAACAUAAGUUCUGUCAAUUACUGGAUUACGCGCUUUUACAUAUAGAUAUGUAAAAAAUAACUAGAAUAUAAGAGUUUGAGCCUCGACGUCCUUUAGCUGCUGUACCAGACGUCUAUCUAAUGUGGUACCAAGCACAUUACCAAAAUUAAAUUAAAGUGUUUUACAUGCCGAAACCACUAUCUGAUAAUGAGACACUCAGUAGUGGGGGUCUCCGGAUUAAUUUUGACCACCCGGGGAUCUUGUGCACGUGCUGUUUCAUCCAGUUUCAAAUGUCAGGUUGAGCGUCUGUUGUGCCCUGGCUACCCUCAUCCCUUAAUUUGCAGUACGUCCGGGAACCUGCCUCAGAAACUAAAAUCUCCAGAAAGGAAAUAGCAACUCUUGAACCAAAAAUCAGCUUUUGUCUUGCCAUAUUUGCAUUGUCUAUCCCAUAACCUUAAGAAGGUUGCUAAAAGUUAAUAGGAUUCGCGCUUUUUCAGAGCCUUGCAAACUCAAGAACGUGUGCCCACUACUGAGCAAUGCAAAAAGUAGGAGUAUAGGUCAUGGAAGAAGAAUCAUCAGAACAAGUUCCCUAAAUGCAUCUCUAAUGUUAUCUACGAGGUACCUCUAUUUUGCGGCAGGUCCUUCAUAGGUCAGACUGGCUGCUGUUUCAAUGAGCGUGCAGAGGAACACGAACGAUCCAUGCGCACGAACACGGGCAGUAAUAUCCCCAUUGCACUGCAAGAGAUGCGAUAGCGAAAUCUCUUUGCCGUAUCUGGAAGAUACCAAAUUCCU